UGUUUCUUUGUGUGUGUUUGUAUUUUAAUUUCUUCCAAGCUUUAGUCCGACCACAUGCUUUCAACCCCUGGAGGAAGAAAGCUAAAGGCAACACCAUGAAGGCUUUUCUGAAGAGUCCUGAUGGCAUCUUGGCACUGAGGCCAAAGAUAACUACUAUAGGAUGGCAUGAAGACUCUGACAUCAUCCUGAAGUCUCUAGGGAUUGAAGAGCACCAUGCAGCCAUCGAAUUCAGUGAUUCAGAAAACAGCUUCAUUCUCCGGGAUUUCAACUCGACCCAUGGAACGUUUGUUAAUGAUUGCCACAUUCAGAACGCGGCAGUGAAAGUGAGCCCUGGAGACAUUUUGCGGUUUGGCUCCAAUGGAACAGCCUUUGAGCUUGUGCUAGAAAAUGGACCUCAGGUCUCCCGCCCUCCUGUGAGUCGCCGUGUAGCCUGGCCGGGGCAGCUCCAUUUAGUCACAGAGACAAAGCCUCCUUCGCCAGUGGCCGCUUCUCAGUUUCCAUCCCUUCAGUCUCAAAGGUCCCCGCCCAUUAGCCGCAGUUGGUCCUAUGGCGGAAGUGGGACUUUGCCACAUCCACCGCUUAGGAAAAGGCCUGUAAAUGCUUGGGGCAGACCAGUUGCUUCACCUUCUUUCUCUCCUGAUGCGUUCAUCAAGCCUUCUGCACCAAUACCAGGAAGCGGAGCUGCUAUUGGGUCUUUGACAAACGUUCAUCAAGGGGAUGCACUUCUCAAGGAAAAGGACGAAGUAAUUCUGAAGCUGGGGAAUGAAAUCAGCCGCCUCUCUGGCUUUGAAAGCGAGUGCAGUCGCAAAGACAUGGUGAUAGCAAAUCUUCAAAAUGAGAUUGCCAUGAUGACAGAGAAGAUGACGGUAGCUCUUGCCCAGAAGGACGCUGAGUUUCAUCAGAAGCUGGUGGACCUUGAACAAGAUGUUGCCGCAAAGACAAAAGAGAUUAAAACCUUGAAAGAGGAGGUUUGCAACUUGCAGAGUAACACGAGUGAAGUGUUGUACCAUUCCCUUUCUGAACGAGAUCUACAAAUUGCACACUGGAAGCAAGAAACUGAGGCGCUGAAGAAGAGCUAUUCUCUUACAACAGGACUGGUGACCAGUUUGCAAAAAGACAUUACAUCAAAGGAUCAUAACAUCCAGCAAUUGAAAAUAGAUGUGGAGAAGUUUAGGAGAGAAAGCAGGGAGAAGGAUAACCAGCUUGCCCAGAUUUCUGCCCAGUGUGCUAGGAUUAAAGAGGAAAUGAAGCGUGAAUUCAAAGAGAGAGAAGUAAAUGCUUAUCAGAAUCAAAUCAGCGAGCUGGAGCUACAGGUCAAAAGAUCCAAAGAAGACAUAAAUAAGUUACGCACGGAGCACGGAAUGUUAACCAACAAACUUGCUGAAAAAACAAAGGCUGAAGGGGACCUGAAAAAAGAGUGUGAGAGGCGAUCCCAACAGUUACAAGAAAUGGGGCGCAGGGAGCGCCUCAUUAAGUCGGAUCUGGAUCUGGCAGCAACUCAGGCACAGCGCUUUAGACACCAACUUACCGAAGCUCUCUUUUCACAACUUCCAGAGAAGGCACUAACAGAUCAGCAGAUCGUUGAGAAGAUAGAAGAAAUCCAGGUGAUCAGUGAAGAGUAUUGCCAAAGGGAGGCACUGCUGAAAGAGGAGUUACUUGCCAAGAACUCUGAAAUAGAGGAAGUGUCUAAAAAUAUUGAGCUGUUGAAGAAAGCAUUGGAUCAACUUCAGGAUUUCUUGGGAACCUCUUACUGCAGCAGCAGCUUGAAGAAAGAGAUCUGUAAUCUCCAGAAUCUGUGCCUGACCCCGCCUGCCUUGGGAGUCCAGACCUCAACAGCCGGAGUCCUCUGCAGUUUGUUGGGCUGGGUGGAUGCAGUGGAAUGUCUCCUUCGGGAUGUGGGGCUUGAAGUGUCUGGCUCUGAAAAAGGAAUGGCUUCCUACAUAAAGAAGCUGCUGGGCAAACACCAUGAGACCAUGGCCAAACUCCAGACAUUGCAGAACCAGCUGAAGAUGGCAGAGAUGUCUCAGGAUUCCCUCGUGCAGGAGAAGCUAAACGAACUGAAAGAAAAACUUGAGGAGCAAUUUCGAGACAGAGACCGAGAACUUCUGGAGAAUGAGAAGGUUCUGGAGGGGCUGGCUGCCCUGGAGGAAGCAAAAUUAAAGGAGGCCAUUGAUGAAGAAAAGAAAAAGGUCCGAGAUUUGGAAGCUCAGAUGAAGCGAUCGGCUGAAGUAAUUGAACUUAAAACAAAAUCAGAAGAAGCUCUAAAUUCCAGGAUAAGGAAGGCUCUGCAGAGCCUAGAAGAGGCUAUGAGGAGAAAGACAGUGGCGGAAGAGAAGCUAACCGUCUGGGAGAAACGUCUGAAGAGCAUUGAGAAUGAGAAUGAGAUGCAGAAGCAGAAGCAUCAGGAGGAGAUAACAGAAUAUAAGGAACAGAUCAAGCAACACUCAAAGACAAUAGUGGACUUGGAAAACAAAUUUGUGGAAGCUGUCCAGAAGCUGAAGGCGGCAAAGGAGGAAAAUGCAAAGCUUCAGAAGCAAAUAGAAGACAUGCAAUCUUGCAAGUUGUUGCCAGCUCGUCCACCAGAGGUUCCUUGCCCGGAAGGGUCCAAUGUUUUCCUGAAGGAAGGAUUAGCAGCUGCAAAGCAUGAAAUCGCGUCCAACGAGGCUGUCAUUUCAGAGUUAAAGAAGGAACUCUCAGAAGCCAGAGCCAGGGUGUCUGAUGUGAUUGGAGAACUCAGUGAAAAACAGAAGAUGGAGCUAGAGCAGAAACGGCGUCUUGUCCACAGCCAAGCCCACGAACUCAACCAGCUUCGAGAGAAACUCUUUGAGAUGUCCAAGCUUGUGGACCAGAAAGAUGCAGACCUCAAAGCACAAAGCAAAGAAUUAAGCAACCUCAGAGGGAAGCUGCAGGAGCUGGCGACAGAGAUGAAGGAAAAGGCAGGUGAGCCCAAGAAAAUUGUGCAGCACAAGAGCGUGCAGACGAGGUCCUCCUCCCCGGACGAAGUCCCCACAAGCAAGAAGGCAUCUUCCCUGAGCCUGGCUGAGCUGGGAGCAAGAUGCAAAGGCUCCAGACACGAGGAAAUCAUCAGUCGCCAGAAAGGUGCCCUGGCUGAGCUGCGGCAAAGAGUCAGAAUGCUAGAAAGGGGUCACCCAUUAGGUUCUGAAGAGAGAAUUGGAGAGCCACUUAGAGUGCUUAAAAAAGGCCCAGUUGAGAAGGGAGAUGAAAGAACAGAGAAGGAGCAGGUGACAACCUUGAUGACAGCAGCGGAUGCUAAUCAGCUUCAAAGCAGUGUUUCCAGAACAGAUCUCAACUUGACCAUAGAGAGGACUGCGAAGCUGGAAAUGGCUGAUGCUUUAGACCUCAGUGAGAACAUGUACCUCAACCUGAUCCAGGAUCUCGCCAACCUGGUGAACGUCAAGGAGCUGACGGGGAUGCAGACGGUGAAGCAUCUUCCUUACGAUGAGAGGGAGAAGCUCGGGGUGCGACGGCAGAAGGACCUUGGGCUGCUCUUCGACAAGAUCAGGAAGCUCAAGGAUCGACUCGAGAGGAAAGAGUCGCUGCUGAAAGAGUACGAAAGGGACGUCGGGCAGUUCAGGACAAACAAGCAGACUCUGCAAGCCUGCCAGUCUGAGCUGGCCAAAUUGGCUGACAAGAUCUACCGAGAAGCUGAAGAGAAAGCUUUGCUGAAAGAAGCUCUGGAGAGGACUAAAAUGCAGCUGACUCAGGAGAAGAAGCUGAACAGGGCUCUCAAACACCAUAAGAAUCAGUUAGAGGAGAAGAAGAGUGAGAUUUCGUCGUGUUAUGCCUGCACUCUGAAAUUCAGGGAUAGGAAGACGGCAGCCCCUAAGAAACCAUGCCCUGAAAACCAGGUGGUUGCGAGGCCAGGAGAAGCCUGUAAGAAACGAGUGCACUGCAGCGCCUCUGCGUAGGAACAAUCCUGCUUGCCCAAGGAAAGCAACAGAGGAAGAGGAGGGAGAUUCUGGCCAGCUCCUUGUCCAAGCUUGUAAAUAGAAGAUGCUGCUACAACAUUGCAUAAAACACCUGGUGUCUUAUUAUACAGAUAUAUAUAUAUAUGUAUGUAUGUAUAGACUUACUUGUACAGAUGAUACUCAUAUAUGGUACAUUGUAUCUUGAUUACGAGAAAUGUAAAGAGACUCAACUCAAAAUUAUGUAUAAAUUCUUAAGAUCUUCCAA
Molecule: messenger RNA, 4194 nt
Organism: Lacerta agilis (Sand lizard)
Lineage: Eukaryota; Metazoa; Chordata; Lepidosauria; Squamata; Lacertidae
Gene: FHAD1
Product: forkhead associated phosphopeptide binding domain 1
Exons: 30
Coding region: 96-3929 (1277 amino acids)
Molecular function (GO): protein binding
Source: RefSeq, a predicted model, not a curated record